Molecule: messenger RNA, 8469 nt
Organism: Phytophthora sojae
Lineage: Eukaryota; Oomycota; Peronosporomycetes; Peronosporales; Peronosporaceae
Exons: 7
Coding region: 1-8469 (2822 amino acids)
Molecular function (GO): protein binding
Source: RefSeq, a predicted model, not a curated record
AUGCCAACCAGCGAGGACGCGGUGUCAAGAGGACGCGCCGAGAGGUCGGCAGACCUGAGUCUCAAGCUGCAGGCCGCCUAUCGGGACGGAGAUCUGCCGAAGCGUGCGGCCGGUGGACUCGACAGUCCGCUGUCUGCUGCGGCCGUAAGGGUGGAUGUGGAUGUGGUCGAGCUCCUGCUGGAGAGCGGAGCGUCGGCGGACGAUCGGGACUCGGACGGGUGGACGGCGCUGAUGAAGGCUUCAGGUGAGGGGCGUGGAGAUAUCGUGGCGCUGCUCUUGAGGGGAGGCGCGAGUGCGGACAAGCAGCUGCCGAGCGGCGAAACUGCGCUGGAGCUUGCGAGCAUGGCGGGGCAUCUGGAGGUUGUGGCGUUUCUAUUGGAGAAGGGGGCAGGUAUCGACUUGGCGUCUGAUCAAGGGUGGAUGCCGCUGCUGCGCGCCUCGGAAAAAGGCCAUGCAGGUGUUGUUCGGGCUCUGCUGAAGGCCGGGGCGAGUGUGGACAAGCAGCUUCCUAAUGGCUCCACUUGUGAGAAUGGGCACGCGGAUGUUAUCAGCCUCCUGGUUGAUAGAGGCGCUAAUCUGAACAAGCGACUCGUUGACGGCUCUACUGCUCUCCAUAUCGCCGCUAGAAACGGCCACCUCCAAGCUGCAGAGCUGCUGGUUGACUACGCCGUUCCCGUGGAUGUGGUGAAUAAGGACGGAGACACGCCGCUCUUCGUAGCCGCGGCAAAUGGACACGUUAACGUGGUGAAGCUGCUGAUAGAGCGUGGAGCGUCUGUCGUCGCGACCAACAAUUCAGGCUGGACGGCAGCGAUGAAGGCUGCGGAACUGGGAUAUCGAGGUGAGGUGAAGGCAAUUCUCAAGAGCGACGCUGGUAUGAAGGCCGUUGAUAUGCAGCUCUCUAGCGGAGCGACUGCGCUCAACAUCGCGAGUGAGCAUGGACACAUGGACGUCGUCGUUGCGCUUGUGAACGCAGGAGCUGACCUCGAAUUGGCUGACAACGCGGGCUACACGCCGCUCAUUACGGCAGCAGAACUGGGAUAUUCCGAUAUCGUCCAACUCGCAGUGAACAGAGGCGCGGAUGUGAACGUGCAGCUGCCGAAUGGGGGCACUGCGCUGCUCACUGCUGUAUGGCACAGGCGUCUGGCCGUGGUUCGGAUCCUGCUGGACAAUGGCGCAGAUCUCGACUUGUGUGGAGAUUUCCAGAACUGGUCGCCGCUGAAUGCAGCCUACUUCAGUGGCUACACCGACCUUGUGCAGCUCAUUUACGAGCGCGUUCCCGACGAUACAAGCGAUCCGGAUCCAGAUGAAGCCCCAGCUCUAGUCAUCUUACCUCGGAAGCAAACUGUCACCAUGAACAAUAGCGUGGACCAAACGAACCGAAACGGGGACACGGCUCUGCGAAUUGCAUGUGAACGAGGGCAGUUGAAGGUUGUGGAGCGUUUGUUGGUCAGCACCGAGGCGGUCAAUAUCACGGACAGCAAGGGGUGGACUCCUCUGCAUAGCGCUGCAAGCAAGGGCCACGUCGAAAUUGUUGCAGCGCUGUUGGAGAAAGGAGCGAGUGUCAACAAACCCCUACCCAAUGGAAAAUGCGCGCUUCAACUGGCGAGUGGAGAGGGGUAUCUCGAGGUUGUGAAGGUUUUGCUCGACAAUGGAGCAUCCAUGACACUAAAGGACAACGAAGAACUGGACGCGCUGACGAUCGCCGCUAGAAAGGGACACUCGGAGGUGGUGAAGCUGCUUCUGCGACAGGGGACGCUUAAGCGUGAGAUUCCAGGUUUGCUCACUGACGCACUCAAGAACGGUCAGGCGAAUAUCGUCGAAGUCCUGCUGGAGGAAGGGGCAAGUGUGAAUGACCUACUCCCAAGCAAAACCACAGCGCUUCACGUUGCAACGAAGAGCGGGCAGAGUGCUGUCGUGAAGUUCAUUCUGGAGAGGGGUGCACAAGUGGAUUUUGCUGAUAGAGAGGGCAAGACUUCUCUCAUGAUGGCAGCGAUAAACAACCACCUCGACGUGAUCAAUCUCCUCCUGGAGAAAGGCGCAAAUGUUCGCAAAGAGACUCAGGCCGGUGAAACAGCUCUCGCCCUUGCGUGUGCUGAGGGGCACCUGGAUGCUGCUGAGCUCCUCUUCAAAAAGUACGCCUCCAAUCGCGCUGGGGGCCACAAUGGCAAACUGCUCUUGCAACCAGCUACUCAGGGGUAUUUCGAUUUGGUAAAGUUUCUGCUGGAAAGAGGGGUGUAUGCGGAUGCCACCGACGAGUCUGGCUGGAGCGUGUUGAUGUGUGCAGCGGACAACGGUCAUGCGGAUAUCGUGGAGCUGCUCCUAAAGCACGGCGCGGAUAUCGAGUAUCACGAAGAAAACGGUUUAACGGCCUUGCAUCGUGCAUGCUAUGUGGGCCAUGUAGAGGCCGCGAAGACUCUGGUGAAGCAUGGCGCACCUAUCAACGUGUGUGAGAAUAAUGAGAGAACCCCCUUGAUGGAAGCGAUCGGGGCACCUGAUGUCGUUCAGUUCCUUCUCGAGAACGGUGCGUCGGUUGAUAUGACCGACAACAACUCGGAGACGGCACUGAUCCAGGCAGCACCCUUCUCAAGCGGCGCGGCAAUUGACGUCACCAACGACAACGGGUGGACGGCGUUGAUGAGCGCUUCCCAUGAGGGCAACAGCGAGGUGGUAUCGGCCCUCAUCAAAAGAGGAGCGGACCUCGACAAACAAGCGCCCGAUGGGAAGAGUGCUUUGCAUCUCGCCUGUGACGAAGACCAUCUCGACGUUGUAAAGAUCCUCGUCGGUGCUGGAGCAGACAUCAACUUAGCGGAAGGCGAAGGGAAUACUGCGCUGCUGCUGGCGGCUGCGUACGGGAAUGUUGCGAUUCUGCAGUGUCUUCUGAGCUCUGAAGCACCGAUCGAGGCCACGAACAACGAUGGAUACACCCCUCUUAUGCUAGCUGCUGAAGCCGGAUAUGCAGCUACAGCCUCCGCGCUCAUCAAACGCGGCGCUACCCUGAAUAACCAGCUUCCGGAUGGCAGGAGUGAGCUCUACCUCGCAUGUGAGAACGGUCACCUCGGCGUGGUCAAGAUCCUCAUCAACCAUGGAGCUUCCGUUGACUUGGUUGAUGAAAAUGGAGAGAACGCGCUGUCCGCUGCGAGUGAAAAUGGCCACAAGAAGGUGGUGAAGUUCCUGUCGGCCAUUGCGAGCAAACCAGGUGCUGGCCGUACUCGUGACGGUGUGGAUGGAGGCGUGACGCUGCGAACUGCCUGCAAGCGAGGCGAUGUGCAGCUUGUCGAGCGUCUACUGGAGAAAUCGCAGUCUGGCCCCAUACCGAGCGCUCCAAACUGGACGCCUCUCACAACCGCGGCAGCGGAGGGCCACGCAGAAGUGGUGAAGCUUCUGUUGGAGAAGGGGGCUAACGUCAACGAGCAACUUCCCAAUGGCAACAGUGCACUGCAGCUGGCAAGCAAGGGAGGCCACGUCGAGGUCGCAAAGAUCCUGAUUGAGAGUGGAGCAUCUCUUGAGUUGACAGACGAAGACGGAGACACUCCGCUGGCGUCUGCAGCCGAGGAAGAACAGCUCAAUACUGUGAAGUUGCUACUGGACAAGGGGGCGUUUAUCGAUCCGACAAUUCUCCACACUGCGGCGUCAUUUGGUUGUGAUAAAGUUGUCCAAUUGCUUGUUGAUGCUGGUGCAGAGGUCGACUGUGUGGAUGACGAAGGCAAGAGUGCGUUGCAAGCUGCAGCUGAGGGAGGACAUACGUCGGUGGUGAAGCUUCUGUUGGAGAAGGGGGCAUCUCCUAACUUGGCUGACAGUGAUGGCUGGACUGCACUGACGUACGCCCUCUUAAUUGCGGACCUGAGUACUGUCAAGGUCCUUCUGGCUAAGGGCUGCAGCUUGAGCUUCCAGCGUGAGGAUGGCAUAACAGCUCUUCACAUGGCGUGUCAAGAGGACAACCUCAAGCUCGUGAAGCUGCUGCUUGCUGACGGCGCAUCGCUGGAAGCUGUGGACGAAGAAGGCGACACGCCGUUCAUAACCGCAGCCAGGUGUAACCAGAUCCAAGUCAUGAGGCUUCUAUUGGAUCGAGGCGCGUCAAUAAACGCUUCCAACCAUGAAGGGCGGACGGCGCUGAUGUACGCGGCGAUGGAAGAAGAUCCAAGUGCUGCCAAGAUGCUCGUAAGAAAAGGCUGCGACGUUAAUGUGCAGACUCCGGACGGGUUAACCGCUCUUCACAUCGCGGCUGAACACGGCAGCGUCCAAACGAUGAGGUUCCUCCUCGCGAAUGGCGGAUCAGUACAAAACGUGGGGGCGGGGGACGAUAGCCCGCUGAUGUGUGCGGCUAAGACGAAUCAAACCGACGCGAUAGGGCUGUUGCUGGACAAGGGGGCGUCGGUCGAUUGGACGGACAGUGAGGGCUGGACUGCCCUCAUGACGGCGUCAGAAAACGGCAACGCGGACGCUGUCAAGCAGUUGUUGGAGAAAGGGGCGAACGUUAACCAGCAACGAUCAGAUGGGCCCACUGCGCUCCACAUCGCCUCGAUUGAAGGGUAUGACACUGUUGUCAAGCAUCUAUUGAAGCGUGGGGCUGUAGUUGAUGUCGGCGACGAAAGCGGCGACUCGGCGUUGAUCUGUGCGGCUGAAAAGGGGCAUGCCUCUGUUGCCAGGCUGCUGAUUGAACACGGCGCGUCCAUCGACUUCACGAACGCUAAUGGCUGGACCCCUCUCCUAGGCGCUGCUGCCAAUGGCCACGUGGAUGUGGUGACGCUGUUGCUGAAGAAGGACAAGCAGCGCUCGAGUGGGGCACACGAACACGCUGAUACUAACGAGAACGCAUUUAUCAACCGGGCAGACAACGAUGGGGACAACUUGCUGAUAAAUGCAGCUUUAUUCGGUCAUGCAACCGUGGUGAAGCUUCUCCUACAGAACGGCGCGGACAUCGACUCGAUGAACAACAAGGGUGAGUCAGCGAUAGUGUGUGCGUCGAAGCAAGGCCAUGACGCAGUGGCCGCGCUGCUGUUGAAACGCGGGGCUCAAACUGAGGCGCUCUCAUCGUCUGGCGAAGAUGCUUCGGAAAGUGACGACGAAGACGCUACUUCAGAUUCUGAGGGCUCUAUCAACCCGGCAGAUGAAGACAGCGACGACGCGAGUGACUCAAGUGACGAAGGCGAUGAUCAGUCGGAGACAUCGUCAGCCGAUAACGUCUCGAACAGUGCAGACUGGAGCCCGCUCAUGACCGCAGCGGCGGAGGGCGAGACGGAGGAGGUAAAGUGCCUGCUGAAGGGAAGAGCUGACGUCGACGAGCAGCUACCGGACGGCACCACUGCGCUACAUCUCGUAUGCAAGGAAGGACACGUCGAUGUUGUGAAGUUCCUGGUCGAGAAUGGGGCGUCGGUUGACUUGACUGACGAGGACGGAGAGAGCCCGCUGAUGUUUGCAGCAGAUUACGGAGAGCUCGAUGUGGUGACGUUCCUAUUGGAGAAGGGGGCGUCCAUCGACGUGGCUACCGACGAGGGCUGGACUGCGCUUAUGGGAGCUUCGCACCACGGCAACGACGAUAUCGUCAGGCUGCUACUGGAGAGAGGAGCUAGCGUGGAUAAGCGACGAUCGGAUGGCUCAACCGCUCUCCACACUGCGGCGACGGGUGGUCGUGUCGAGUUUGUACGACUCCUUGUUGAUGGCGGGGCAGCGACGGACUCUUUGAACGACGAUGGCACUAGUCCGCUGCUCGCUGCGGCCGAGGAAGGGCAUACAUCGGUGGUGAAGCUUUUGUCGGAGAAGGGAGCGAACAAGGCCGGCUACACCCCGAUCAUGCUUUCCUCGCAGAACGGUCACGACGACGUUGUCGUUGUGCUUCUGCAGAAGGAGAGCGGAGCUAGCGUUGGCUCGAACGACUUGGACGAGGACAGCCAACUGUCAGCUGCAACUGAAAAGGGGGAGCCCAAUUUGGUCAAAUUGCUCCUGCAAAAUGGCGCCCCUGUUGACUCCGUCAACGACAAGGGCUGGACGUCUCUUAUGAUCACAGCGCGGGAUGGAAAUGCUGAAGUGGCAUCAAUUUUGCUAGACAGCGGGGCCAGUAUGGAAAAGAAAGACUCAGACGGGAAGACUGCUCUGCUUACUGCAUGCGAGCACGGUCAUCUAUUUGUUGCGGAGAUCCUCGUGGAGCACGGCGCUAAGAUCGGCGUAAAAGACAACGGCGGUAGCAGUCCACUGAAGUUCGCUGCAACAUUUGGGCAUACGAGUAUCAUGAAGCUACUUCUAGCGCAUGGUGCGUCUACUGAAGCGCAAAGCGACAUCGGUUGGACGCCGUUGAUGAGCGCUGCGAGAACCGGCCAGGUCGAUGCGGCGAGCUUGCUAUUGGAUCACGGAGCCAGACUCGAGACAAAGAGCACAGCCGGUAUGACCGCCCUUACCGUCGCGAGCAGGUACGGCCGCUCGAAUGUAGCAGGCGUGCUUCUGGAGUGCGGCGCAGUGGUCGACGCGGGGGACACGAAUGGUAACACGCCGCUGAAACUUGCGGCAACUUAUAAGCACAUCGCGGUGGUCAAGCUGCUGCUAAGAAAGGGUGCUGCCAUCCAAGCGCGGAACAAAACGGGCUGGACACCGCUCAUGAGUGCAUCGAAUAAUGGCCACGUUGAUGUACUGAAUGUGCUGUUGGAUCACGGAGCCAAUCUCGAGACCAAGAACUCGGCUGGCUUAUCAGCGCUCGCAAUCGCGUGCCAGCAAGACCGAUCGGCCGUAGUGAAGGUGCUACUCGAGCAUGGUGCAGUGAUCGACAAGCCAGACAGGACGGGCAACACCCCGCUCAAAAUUGCCGCCAAGCAGGGACACACAGAUGUGGUGAAGCUGCUGCUGGAGAAUAACGCGAACAUCGAACAGGCAAACGACUCGGGAUUGACUCCACUGAUGAGCGCUGCAUUCGGUGGAUACGCUGGCGUGGUGACGGUGCUGCUGGACCACGGCGCCAGUCUUGACGCAGCAGACAGCAACAGUAGCACGGCUCUCAAGAUCGCAGCUAAGCAAGGACAUGCAGAUGUGGUGCUGCUGCUGCUGGAGCGGGGUGCGAGUGGUGACACAUCGACCAACACAGGGUGGACACCGCUUAUGAGCGCUGCACACGGUGGCCACGCGGAUAUUGCGACAGUGUUGCUGGGCCACGGAGCCAGUCUCGAGCUGCGGAACUCGGUCGGCAUGACUGCGCUCGUGGUCGCGUGUCAGCAGAACCGCCUUAGUGUAGCGGAGCUUCUCUUGAAGCACAACGCAGUGGUCGACGCGACGGACAAAAACGAUAACACUUCACUGAAGAUCGCGGCCAAGCACGGGCACGCGGACGUGGUGAAGCUUGUUGCUGGAGAAGGUGGCAACGCCGGCAUGACAACGAUACUGCUAGACCACGGCGCCAAGCUUGACGUGAGAGACAGUAGUGGCAACACCGCGCUCAAGAUUGCGUCCAAGCAGGGGAAGACAGAGGUGAUGAAGUUGCUGCUGGAACGGGGUUCGAAUGCGGAAUCGACGACCGAGGCCGGGAGGACGUCACUAAUGAGUGCGACGCACAGUGGCCACGCGGAUGUGGCGUCGGAUCUGUUGGACCACGGCGCCAGUCUCGAGACCAAGAACUCGGCCGGCUUAACAUCGCUCGCUAUCGCGUGCCAGCAGAACCGAUCAAACGUGGCCAAGGUUCUCCUAGAGCGCGGGGCAGUGGUCGACACGGUAGACAAGACCGGCAACACCCCGCUCAAGAUCGCGGCUAAGCAAGGCCACGCGGAUGUGGUGAAGCUGCUGCUCGAGUAUAAUGCGAGUGUCGAGUUGGCAAACGACUCAAGGAUGACUCCAUUUAUGAGCGCUGCUUACAGUGGCCACACUGCAGUGGCGACGGUGCUACUAGACCACGGCGCUAGCCUCAAGACCCAGACGACGACCAGCAUGACGGCAUUCUUGAUCUCGUGCCAGCAGGGGCAGCUCAACGUGGCGAAGGUCCUCCUGGAACGGGGUGCAAUCAUCGACGCGGCAGACAACAAGGGCAACACCCCGAUCAAAAUGGCGAUCAACCACGACCACGUGAAUAUCGUGAAGCUGCUGCUGGAGAAAGGUGCGAGCACCAAGGCCACGACCGCCACCGGGUUGACGGCGCUCAUGAGUGCGGUGAAGAACGGUCACGACGAGUGUGUGGAGGCUUUGCUGAGUGGGGGAGUCGAUCCGAACGCUGGGCUUCCGAACGGGAUCACUCCUCUCCACCUCGCUGGGAAAUACGGCCAGCCUAAGUGUGCACAGUUGCUGGUGGAACAUGGGGCGUGUUUGGACGCGAAGACCCAAACUGGGGACAGUCCUCUCAUAACAUCCGCCAGACAUUCCCACGCGGACGUGGCCCGAGUUCUUGUAGAGAAGGGUGCGUCUGUCGACAUGGCCAACAACGCGGGGCUCACUGCGCGGAUGCUGGCGAAGAAAAAAAGUCACAAGGAAGUCGAAGCUGUGCUGCUCGAGAAGAGCUGA